Molecule: messenger RNA, 444 nt
Organism: Microthlaspi erraticum
Lineage: Eukaryota; Viridiplantae; Streptophyta; Magnoliopsida; Brassicales; Brassicaceae
Source: the annotation of a GenBank genome assembly
AUGACUAGUUCAGAGAGAAUCGAGCUUUCGAUUGAUCCGGGUACUUGGAAUCCUAUGGAUGAAGACAUGGUCUCUGCGGAUCCCAUUAAAUUUCAUUCGAGGGAGGAACCUUAUAAAAAUCGUAUUGACUCCGCUCAAAAAACGACAGGAUUGACUGACGCUGUUCAAACAGGUACAGGUCAACUAAAUGGUAUUCCGGUAGCCCUUGGGAUUUCAAGCGAGGAAGCUAUAGAAACCGCAAAACAGUUAGCUCUUCUAGAAGGCUUGAUGGUUGGUAUAUCAUCUGGAGCAGCUGCUGCUGCUGCAAUCAGGGUCGCAAAGAGACCUGAGAAUGCUGGGAAACUCAUAGCUGUUGUUUUCCCGAGCUUUGGAGAGCGGUAUCUAUCAACGCCUCUGUUCCAGUCGAUCCGAGAAGAAGUCGAGAAAAUGCAGCCUGAGCUAUGA